AUACCAGGGACGAUACCAAAACGCAGGAGGAAGCCAAGGCCUAUUGCCCACUGAACUCGUUCGGAAACAGCUCCGUCCAACGUACGGAUACGUCGUCCAAGGAGGGCGCUCUCUGCUAGAGGAGCAGGAUUCUUCUAGAAGAAGGACUCCCCGUCGUACACUCCCAUUCACUCAAGGCCGUUCCCACGAGCGAUACAUAUACAUAGCACCGGUCGCACCGUGUAAUAGCGGGGCAAUUAAGAACUGUUCAUAUGACCGGCAUGCUCACCAACGGGUUCGGCCACGCUACCCGCGCUGUGGUCACGAUCAAAGCCCUCGCCACCCUGGGGCAUCACGUCGUAAUCGUUAGUUCCGCGCCACCGUUCAUCUUCCGCGACACGAUCGAGUCAUGUGCCAAUUGCGAGUUGCGGAGUAUAGCUACGCUGUGUCCGGGAGUGAUACAGAAGGAUCCGGUAACGGUGGAUGUUGCGGAGACGAUGCGGCAGUUGGACGUGUUUUGGACGGACGCGAAGGAUGUUGUUGGGACGGAGGCGGAGUGGAUGAAGGGGGCGAGGUUGGAUGUUGUUUGUUUGGAUGCGCCGUUUUUGCCGGCUUCUGUGGCUAAGCAACUAGGCAUCCCUUCCAUCCUCCUCACCAACUUCACCUUCGACGCCAUCUUCUCCGCCCUCGCCAACACCCCAAAAGCCACCCACCUCGUUUCCCAAUGCACCUCCAUGUACAACUCCACCGACCUCCUCCUCCGCAUGCCGGGCCAUAUCCCCAUCCCGGCCUUCACCCACCGCCCAGAUCACAUCAUCGACAUCUCACUGAUCGUGCGCAAAUCCCGCGAAUCCCGUACAGCCGUGCGAGAGAUGCUGGACAUCCCUGUUGACGCGCCGUGCGUGCUGAUCACGUUUGGCGGGUUUGAAUUGGGGGAGGAUGUGUUGACGGAGGAGAAGGUGUUACCCGAUGGGUGGUACGGGUUGCUCGCGUGCCGAUCCGCGGGGGCUGACGCUUUGGGGCGAUUACGGCGUAUCCGCACGGACAGGUACUACAUGCCGGAUUUGAUCAACGCGGCGGAUGUGGUGAUGGGGAAAUGCGGGUAUGGGACCUGCUCGGAGGUCGUGGCGCAUAACGUGCCGCUGGUGUAUGUGCCGAGAUCGGGGUUUGAGACGGAAGAGGAGGGAUUGGUGGGGAAUCUGAUGGGACCGUAUGGACAUGCUGUUGAGAUGCCGCAGACGGACUUUUAUGCGGGGAAUUGGGCGGGGUAUAUAGCGAAAGCUGCGGAGUUGCGUGCGCAGCCUGUGAGGGAACAGAUUGCGCAUGAUGGGGAGAUUUUGGCUGCAGAGACGGUGGUUGCUGUUGGUAGACGGAAGUUUCCUGGACUGAGGACGUAGGACUUUGAGAAUGAUGUUCAUUGUUUUAGGGACGGUGGUCCCGCAGUGUUGUUAUGUGCAUGCAUCUAAUGAUUCUAUGUAA
Fimicolochytrium jonesii is the source of this 1458-nucleotide messenger RNA. RefSeq lists its product as uncharacterized. The coding region runs from base 252 to 1376 and encodes 374 amino acids. Lineage: Eukaryota; Fungi; Chytridiomycota; Chytridiomycetes; Spizellomycetales; Powellomycetaceae. The transcript is spliced from 4 exons. The record is from RefSeq and is a predicted model, not a curated record.